AACACGGUUUUAGAGUUGGCAACCCCGGACCGCGACGCGACGCCAUCUUUUAUUUAUUCUAUCGUGGUGCGCGUCCUUCUGUGAGUUAGCUGACGGAAAUAUGGUUCAGGGUUGUUUUUGCCCAUGCCCCAUCAUCUGCCGCGAUCCUGGACAAGUUGGCGAUCAACAACAGGAUCCGGCCUGCGUGCAAUGGCCAGUGAAGUCUAUCCCAGUGCCUGUAUUAUUAUCAAGUCAUCACGCUGUCGUCGUCGGACUCGUCGGUUACAAAUGACGCGGCAGAUCUCUCUUAAGCUUAGAAAGAUGGUUGUGGCGCAGUGCUCUGCUACUUCGUGCCACAGGCCAUUCUCCAACUGCAGAUCUACGUGUCAGCGCGACAGUGCACUCACUCACCUUGUUUGGCCCGGUGGAAUUUGGUAUGUCACUUGAGGCGAGGAGGACUUGAGAAGGUGCGUCUGCGAACGGCCUUAGUGACGCCUCUUCAGCGCGACGGGUGGUCUCCUCAAAUAUGAGAAGGAGCUCGGGUCCUGCGGGCUCUUAACCGUCGUAGUAUUCACGCAGUGUUUUAAAAUAGUGUUUGUGUGUAUUAUGAUAACAUUUAUGUUCAAUUCAAAUGUCUAACUCUACAUAAGUAUUCAUAUCAUUUUUCAUUAGUAUGUGCGGUCUGAAG
Molecule: messenger RNA, 667 nt
Organism: Leguminivora glycinivorella
Lineage: Eukaryota; Metazoa; Arthropoda; Insecta; Lepidoptera; Tortricidae
Exons: 4
Coding region: 124-426 (100 amino acids)
Source: RefSeq, a predicted model, not a curated record